This is a messenger RNA of Penicillium odoratum, 672 nucleotides long. Its product is annotated as Mpv17/PMP22 family protein. Gene Ontology annotation, cellular component: membrane; cytoplasm. NCBI's taxonomy places the organism in Eukaryota, Fungi, Ascomycota, Eurotiomycetes, Eurotiales, Aspergillaceae. Bases 1 to 672 code for a protein of 223 amino acids. The record is from RefSeq and is a predicted model, not a curated record. The transcript is spliced from 3 exons.
AUGCUAUCACCUCUAACCGUGACGUUCGUUCAAUCGACAUUCUUAAACGCCCUUUCAAACAUCUUAGCACAGCUAAUCGACCAGCGCAACAACACCACACCAUUCGCGCUAAAUAGUCUAGCGCUUCUUCAAUUCAUCACAUAUGGCAUCUUAAUUGUGCCACCCAAUUUCUACUGGCAACGCGCCCUGGAGGCGCGGUAUCCAGGAUUUCCAUCACGCGCCGAGAUAGGAAAUGUCUUUCGGUGUUCGGGGCGAUCUUGUUCGCUGAGAUCGGUGUUUACUUUUCCGUUUGCUUUCAUUCGUUCUUUUUUCUCGUCUACUUCGGAUGAUACCAUUCCUUCUAAUAAGGAUAAAGAGAAAUGGGCACCGCGAGCAAGGAAGUCUGGUCUGCAUAGCUUUGCGAUGAAGUUCUUUUUGGAUCAGACUAUUGCGGGCGCUAUGAAUAUUGUGCUGUUUAUUGUGUUGAUUCACAUUUUGAAGGGGGAGGGAUUAAAAAGAUUGUGGGAGUUGGUUAUAGAGCAUUUUCGUCCAAUUAUGAUUGCCAGACUGAAAUAUCGGCCUGUUGUCUCUACGUUGAUGUAUACCGUUAUUCCGGUUGAUCGUCGUGUUGUUUUUGCUAGUGCUUGUGGGGUCAUUUGGGGCAUUUAUCUAAGUCUUUAUGCGGCUGUUUAG